This is a messenger RNA of Apis dorsata (giant honeybee), 2075 nucleotides long. RefSeq names its product putative inorganic phosphate cotransporter. Gene Ontology annotation, molecular function: transmembrane transporter activity. Lineage: Eukaryota; Metazoa; Arthropoda; Insecta; Hymenoptera; Apidae. The record is from RefSeq and is a predicted model, not a curated record. The transcript has 7 exons. Gene Ontology annotation, cellular component: plasma membrane. The coding region runs from base 1 to 1479 and encodes 492 amino acids. Gene Ontology annotation, biological process: transmembrane transport; monoatomic anion transport.
AUGACUUUCCGUAUGACGAAAAGGGUGUCCAUCGUUUCCAUCUCGGAACGGAUACAGACACCUGUGUCUAAGCCUAAAGCAUCGUAUGGAUGUAGACACACGCAGGGCAUUUUGAUGGCUUUGGGUUUCUUCUGUUGCUAUGCCAUUAGGGUGACCACAUCGGUGACGCUAGAAGCUAUGACCAAUGCUUCCACUGCAAAUCCUGCUUUUCCACAAUUUUCAUGGGACGAAAAGGUCAAGGAUGUAAUUCAGAGUUCCUUUUUUUGGGGAUACGUGUGCACGCAAAUCAUUGGCAGCAUGGUGGCGCAACGUUGGGGAGCUCAUAAACUUUUCUCACUAGCACAAUUCGCGUGCGGUUUCGUAACGCUUUUAAUUCCCGUGCUUGCCGAAAACGCGGGAUGGGAAGCGUUUUGCGUUACUAGAGUGAUCGCCGGUGUAUUUCAAGGCACUGUUCUUCCAUGUCUUCAUGCAUUGCUCUCAAAAUGGGCACCCAUGGAAGAAAGAGGAAGAAUAUCAACAUUCGUGUAUGCCGGAGGUUGGAUCGGAAAUGUAACUUGUUUACUGAGUACGGGUCUAUUGGCUGCUUCUCCUUGGGGAUGGCCCAGUUGUUUUUACGUUUGGGGCAGCAUAACUAUCGUUUCCAGUCUUUUGUUCUUUUUCAUUGGUUACGAGUCACCGGCCGAACAUCCAAAUAUACCUCAAGAUGAAAAACAAUAUAUCGAGAGUAGUCUUGGAAUGAUAGAAACGGAAGAAAAAUUAUCGACUCCUUGGAUCAAAAUACUUAAGAGUCGUCCAAUGUGGGCAUUAAUGGCUACUCAAUCUGCUCACACUUGGGGUUUCUGGAUGCUUUUAACGAAAAUCCCAUCGUAUUUUCAAGCAGUAUUUAAGGUUAACAUUAAAGAAAAUGGUCUUAUGAGCGCACUUCCAUACUUCACAGCCUGGCUAUUUAGUUUUCCCGUUAGCUUUAUUUCGGAUCUACUUAUCAAACGAAAUAUCCUCACUGUUCAAGCAUCGAGAAAGAUUUGCAAUACGUUCGGUGAAUGGGUACCAGCGCUCGCAUUAAUAGGUCUUGGAUAUGUUGACAAAGAGCAUUCUGAAAUAGCAGUGGCAAUUUUGGUAAUUGCUGUUACUAGCAAUGUUGCUAUUUAUUGUGGACACAACGUCAAUCAUAUGGAUCUUAGUCCAAAUUUUGCCGGACCAUUGAUGGGUAUCAUAAAUACCGUAGCGAAUAUUUUUAGUAUUUUGGCUCCAUUAAUCGUCGGUGUUAUCGUUCAUGAUAAGACUAAUGUUGAAGAAUGGAGAAAUGUAUUCUUUUUAACGAGUGUAAUAUAUUUCGUUGGAAAUUUAAUUUUUAUCGUCUUUGGUACAUGUAAAAUUCAAGCAUGGAAUGAUCCUGUAGAAAAACAGAAAGAUAUCGCUAUGAAUUCUACGAACGAAUCAUCGGUGGAGAAUGGAAAUGUACAAAAAAAAGAAUAUUGAAAAGAUGACUUUUUAUAGAAAAAGAAUCGUGAUGGUGUUACCAUGAUGCCAGACAGUAUAAAUAUUUAUCAUAACUACUAAUAAAAUGUAUUAUAAAUGCUGUGAUCGAACAAUUCAAUAUCAUCAUUUUCAUUAUUUUAUUUGUGAAUACAUAUGAAAAAUGUAUCAUUAUUUUAUUUGUAAAUGCAUAUGAUUUUUAAAUGUGCAUUGUAUAUAAAUAUUUAUGUUAUAUAUAAAUAUUAUAUUUAAUAUUUAUUAAAUUAAAGAACAAUACGUAUGAACGUAUUUAUGCAAGUUUAGAAAAAUUUGUUACUAUAAAAGUACAAAUGAUCAUAAUACAUCAACAUAUUUAAUUAAGAUAUGUUAUUCUCUCUUAAGAUGUUGUCUAGGCAUAGAUUUCCAAAUUGUAUGUAUAAGAAAUAUUGUACAUAAUAUUGUUAAUAACAAUGUUGUAUAAGUUACCAGAGGUAACAUAGUUGUUUCACCAAUUGGAAUUGUCCAUUCAUUUUCCAUAUCCUGUAAAAAAGAUUAAUUAAAAAUUCCAACAAAUUUCUAUUUAUAAAGUUAUAUAAAUAAGAUAUAUUUUUGAUAUUCUU